Messenger RNA from Colletotrichum higginsianum IMI 349063, 3558 nucleotides. RefSeq lists its product as uncharacterized. The record is from RefSeq and is a predicted model, not a curated record. Gene Ontology annotation, biological process: mitotic cell cycle. The coding region runs from base 1 to 3558 and encodes 1185 amino acids. The transcript is spliced from 2 exons. Lineage: Eukaryota; Fungi; Ascomycota; Sordariomycetes; Glomerellales; Glomerellaceae.
AUGGAGCCCCAAUCGCCCCCUAAGCGCAUCACGCGUUCCAGAGCUGCAAAAGUUGGCGACACCACCACGACGAGUACCAAAACCACAAGGAUCGUCACUGCUGCAGCCAAAGCCAAGGCUACUGCCACUACCACUUCUACUGCUCCUCCGCGGUCCACCUCGACCAAGCGAAAGACCCGAGCCGACGAUGUCGAGGAGGAAGAGCACGACCAACAAUCACAACAAUCAGAGCCUGCACCUCGUGCCACCAGACCCACGAGGGGCCGCCCGAGGAAGAUCACAGAAGAUAUUGCAGAGCCAGUCGCAUCUUCGUCGUCGUCUUUGUCGAGCGUCGCCCCCGGCAGGGCGACGCGUGCACGAGCUGCUGCUCGCAAGGUUUCCACCACGGAGCCUGCCGCCCCCAAGGAAGAGCCUGUGAAGCCCACUCGCGGCCGGCCCAGAAAGGCGGCAACUGAAGACGUUCCCGCCAAGGAUGCGGAACCGGUGAAGAGGACCGCGCGUACUCGCGCAGCACCAGUCACAACAUCAAAGCCCGCCGUCAAGAAGACGGUAACAUUCCAAGAACCCGAAAAGGAAAACAUCGCUCCUGACGCAAGCAAGAAGACGACCGACAAGUCCGCAACUGCCACCGGCCUGCGAGCCAGACCUGUGCGAAAGCCCCCCGUACCCAAGGCUCCCAGGUCUAUCAAGGUCGCCGCUGCCGCUGCCGCUGCCGCAUCGACCUCGAAGCCCGAGAAGACUCCCCUGAGCCCUAAGAAGGUCACACAGGUGCCCAUGCCUCGCGAUUGCUCCGAGGACGAGCUGGCCGGGCCCGAUACCCCCCCGAGACCCAUGAUGAAGAGUCCUACGAAGCCUCCUGCCAGCGCUCUCGCAUCUUCCCACAAGCUUAACCUGUUGCCCGUCGAAAAGUCAACCGACACGGAGGAGCAUGCUGACGACGACGAGAACGGCGCCAAGUCAGAGACACAAGAGGACAAAACCACGCAUGCUCUGGCCUCGCCUGCCAAGAGGCUGCCUGCUUCGCCCUACAGAGAUUCGAUGAAGUCCCCAGCCAAGCGCGCUGAAGGAGUCUCGCUGUUGAAGCCCGGCUGUGCUGUGAACUCUAGUGGCGAAGGCGUUUCCGCCUCGCCCCUGAAGGCCUCUCUCCUUCAGUCUCCCGCCAAGCGCCCCCAGUCUGCCAUGAAGCCCUUUUCUUUGAUGCCGACCAAUGAGGGAGAGAAGAAGGUCUCCAACUUCAAGGCGUCGCUGCUCCAAUCACCCGCAAAGCGCCCCCUGUCUCCGAUCAAGGGCAUGAAGCCCUUGGAGACGUCGGAGCAAAUCCACUCCCCGGCCACAAAGCCUCUGCUUUUGUCGACACCGACGGCUCUGCGCCCAGUCAAGCGAUCUUCCGAGAAGCUCAUGGCCGAGGAGUCGAACGCCCAGGAUGACGAGGAAGAUGAUGAGUUGGACGAGGUCGCAGAGGCCAUGCUCAAUGAAUCCAUCCACUUGGAAGAGCCCAUGCAAUUCCCUGGCCGUCUUUCGGCCGUUCUCCCCAGACACGCCGAUCCUGCCCUGAAAAAGAAUAUGCCCGUUUUCGAGGCGGCCAAGCAGCAGGCGGAGCAGGUCGAACAGGCUGCCGAGUCUGAUGUGUUCACUGAUGCCACGACUGAGGAUGUGCAGGGACUCGACGCAGAGCUUAUGGUGCUUGAUGACGAGCCGGAGUUCCAGCCGCAAUCCGAACAAUCCGUCCAGGCCCCUCAGCUUAGCCUCGACGCGCCUAGCGGUCUCUUUGGCCUCCGUCAGAAGGAUAUGGACCCCUAUCACAGCAUCGACUCCGAUUCAGACGAUGAGCUUGCCAACAGUCCCCGCGUCUCGGCAGCUCACAAACUGGUCCCCGCCACCCCGACUCCUGCCAACUCCCGCCGAAGCCUUGCCCAGCCAAGACACUCCAGCAUCGGCUUCACCCCUCUUGCGCAGCAGCUCGACGCUUGGUCUGCUGCCAGCCCCUCCAAGACACCCAGGCGACCCGUCACCCCGGGACGCUCGUUGGCUCAGGCACCUGAGACAUUGAGUCUGGCUGCUGGAACCCCUCACCUUGAGGAAUCUCCGCUCCGAAGCACCUACUUCGAGGAUGAGAUGACCGUGCGAGCAGACAUGGACGCGCAAGACGAAAUCGAGGCUGCCAUCGAUGCUGAGAUUGCCGCCGCCGCGGACGCCGAGGAUCCCGAAUUUGAUGAUCUCAUGGUCACCGACGAAGAUAUGGCUCUGGCCGCUGAGGCUAACGAGAUGUCCUUGAUGGAGCCCGAGGAGCUGGACGAGAUCGUCAACACUUCCAACAGCUUUGACGACACUAUAUCUGAGGCCAGCCAAGAGUACGGCGACGAAAAUGAGAUGCCCGUCGACCCUGCCUUGUCCAUUGGCGACGCUUCGGUCCCGCCCACCACGCCCAACCGUGUUCUGGCGCGCGAGUUCCACACCGUCACCAAAGUUCCUCUUAAGGGCGCGGACGACUCAACCCCGCGCCCCAAGAAGAAGCGCGCGGCAAGCAUUUCUCGACUCCCAGUCAGCCGCCCAAGCCUUAACAGAAGCGCCACAGUCAUCUCCUAUUCGCCUAGCAGGAACCAGCAGGCCGAUGAAGACGAAGCUCAGAAGCACGAAACGGAGAAUGACGAGAACGAAGAGAACGAGCCCAAGUCAAUGCCCGUCACGCCUGCCAAGUCGGAUGUCUGUUCGGCUUUGGGAACACCAGCUCGCACUCCCCGCAGAGACCUCAACCCCGGUCUUCUCCGCGGUGCCGUCGUGUUUGUCGAUGUUCACACCACCGAGGGUGCGGACGCCAGUGGUAUUUUUGUCGAACUCCUCACUCAGAUGGGAGCUCGUUGCGUCAAGACCUGGACAUGGAACCCCAGUGCCACCGGCAACUCGGAUGCCUCCAAGAUUGGCAUUACCCAUGUUGUUUACAAGGAUGGCGGCAAGCGCACGAUGGAGAAGGUUAGAGAGUCGAACGGCGUGGUACAGUGCGUCGGUGUGAGCUGGGUUCUCGACUGUGAACGCGAGAACGAAUGGCUUGAUGAGGCACCGUACUACAUCGACACGUCGUUGGUUCCUCGAGGAGGCGCGCGCCGCCGCAAGAGCAUGGAGCCCAAGGCUCUGUCUAACCAGAACGGCAUGCUCGUUCCCACUCCCGUCAAGGCCGGUCGUGACGCCAAGACGGCGCCCAACACGCCCAUGAACCGACGUGACAGCACUGUUUGGAUGCACACCCCCUCGGACGAGGCCGACGAUGAUGAUGACUGGCAGGGCCUGAUCUCCCCUGUCCCCGUCACGCCUGCGCCCGAGGCACUUGCUCGCUAUGCGGCCGAGACGCCUUCGACGCCGACCGACUACGACUCGUCUCCGACCAAGACACUGCUGAUGCAGACUUGUCCGCCCAAGCAGAACACUUUUGCCCAGAUGGGCGACGGUAUCCUCAACAGGGACAAGGACGAGAGCGUCAUGCAGCGGUUAAUGGCGGCUCGUAGAAAGAGCCUGCAGUUUGCGCCCAAGAUUGGUAGCCCGUUGGCCAAGGCCUGGAAAUAA